This is a messenger RNA of Acanthisitta chloris (rifleman), 1302 nucleotides long. RefSeq names its product angiopoietin-4-like. The transcript is spliced from 8 exons. Lineage: Eukaryota; Metazoa; Chordata; Aves; Passeriformes; Acanthisittidae. Gene Ontology annotation, molecular function: receptor tyrosine kinase binding. The record is from RefSeq and is a predicted model, not a curated record. The coding region runs from base 1 to 1302 and encodes 433 amino acids. Gene Ontology annotation, biological process: signal transduction.
AUGCUGAAACACAGAGGGCUGUGCCUGGGAGCUGUGUCCAGAGCCGCCAGGCUCAGCUGGGGCACUGAAACAAGGUCCCUGGAUGAUCUGCUGCAUCCCCACUUCCCUCCACAGCUGGAGAGCUACAUCCAGUCUGGCAUAAAGCCAGAGAUGGCAGAGUUGCAGCAGACAGUGGUGCAGAACCAGACUGCCACCAUGCUGGAGAUUGGCAGCUCCCUCCUCAACCGGAGCGCCGAGCAGAGCCGCAAGCUCACUGACGUGGAGGCCCAGGUGUUGAACCAGACAUGGCGCAUUGAGAUGCAGCUCCAAGAGAAUUCCCUGUCUACCACCAAGCUGGAGAAGCAGCUGCUGCUGCAGACCAACGAGAUCCACAAGCUGCAGAACAGGAACAACAUCCUGGAGGUGCGGGUGCUGGAGAUGGAGACAAAACAGCAGGAGGAGCUGGCAGGGGCUCGCUCAGAGAAGGAGAAGCUGCAGCGGCUGCUGAGCCGGCAGAGGGGCACCAUCGAGGAGAUGGAAAAGACACUGCUGGCUGCCAGCGCCAACACCAGCCUGCUCCAACGCCAGCAGCUCCAGCUCCUCCAGUCCGUGCAGAGCCUGGUGCACCUCGUCUCCCAGGGCAGAGCCACUUUACCUGGGCAGGAGCAGCAAUUCCAGGACUGUGCCGAGGUGCACCAGGCAGGCAUCCGCACCAGUGGUGUCUACACCCUGCACAUUGCCAACCUCAGUGAGCCCAAAAAGGCAUACUGCGACAUGGAGACAGAUCAAGGGGGCUGGACUAUCAUCCAGCUCCGUGCCAAUGGCAGCCUCAGCUUCCAGAGGGGCUGGAGGGAGUACAAGCAGGGUUUCGGGGAUGCAGCAGGGGAGUACUGGCUGGGGAAUGAGGGUGGGGAAAAAAAGACAAGCCAGAUGCCCUACACUCUGCGAGUCGAGCUGCAGGACUGGGAGGGCAGCCAGGUGUAUGCCCACUAUGGGAAAUUCCAGCUGGGGAGUGAACGGCAGCUUUACAGGNNNUCACUGCAGGAUUACAGUGGCACAGCUGGGCAGCAGAGCGGCAUGGCACUGCAGGGCACUCGCUUCAGCACCCGCGACGCCGACAAUGACAACUGCCUCUGCAAGUGUGCCCAGAUGCUGUCAGGAGGAUGGUGGUUCGAUGCCUGUGGCCUCUCCAACCUGAACGGCAUCUACUACCCAGCCCGGAACAACAUCCGCAAGCUCAACGGCAUCCGCUGGCACCACUUCCAGGGGCCCAGCUACUCCCUGAAGGGUACCCGCAUGAUGAUCCGACCCACCAGCUUCUAA